AAUGCCGGGCUAGUGGCAGCAGGGAUUCUACCAUAGAGAGAGGGGAGAAAACUAAGAAGAAGGAAACUAAUAACUCCAGAGCGUUGAGUGAACUGAAACAGAGGAUGAAAAAGAGUGAAUCUGAAAAGGUGAAACUGGAAAGCAAGCUGAGCGUUAAAAAGGAACAGUUAAAGCAGAAUCAGCAAAAGAUAAUGACACAAGAAAGAACAUUAGAAAAAAUAAAGAAGGAGAAGCUCCGCUUGAAGAAAGGGAAUGAGAAGCUGGAGAAGGAGAAGCAGGAGCUGGAGGCCAACAUGAAGAAGUGGAAGAAGAAAAUGGAAAACUACAGAACCAAGUAUACUGAAGCAGAACUCGAAAAAACACAGGAAUCAGUCAUUUUUCUCUAAAAGUUUAUCCUUCCUUUGUA
This is a messenger RNA of Eurytemora carolleeae, 406 nucleotides long. Its product is annotated as tropomyosin-2. The record is from RefSeq and is a predicted model, not a curated record. NCBI's taxonomy places the organism in Eukaryota, Metazoa, Arthropoda, Copepoda, Calanoida, Temoridae.